Nipponia nippon (crested ibis) is the source of this 2753-nucleotide messenger RNA. The record is from RefSeq and is a predicted model, not a curated record. Lineage: Eukaryota; Metazoa; Chordata; Aves; Pelecaniformes; Threskiornithidae.
AGCACCCUAUAAGGACCAAUGUACCCAAUAGCUCAUGGAAGAAAAAAGUCAAAUCAGGACAUCCUUGGUUUCCAGGCUACCCAAAUAUGGAACGAAAGCUUUAGGAAGUGUCUUGCAACCUAUGCCAAAUGGGACGGCUGUUAGUUUAGCAGGGAAUAAUGGUGGCAAAAAUUUUGGCAAGCACAAUGGCACUGUUCGCAUGUCUUCCUUUUCUUUCAACUGGAAAAAAUCAAAUAAAUAUCAACUUAAUGAUCAAAAUGGGAGAGAGACCAACUCUAAACAUAACUGUAAUGAAAAAUUAAUCAGUUCUGAGAAGUAUUCUCAAUCUCAAGGAGCAUUGGGUAAUGAUGUGCUCAGGGUGGGUUUGAACAGUACUGCUUCGGUUGCAUCAAAAGCAGCAAAGCAAACCAAUAUGUUUGUAUCUUCUACUGACGAAUUAAACCCAAAGUCUUUGCCUGGACUUUCUAGUUCAGCAAAAUUCGCCAAAGGUACCCUGUCAGGAAGGACCUCUUAUUCUGGACUCAGUGCUCCAAAAUCACAUUUAAAUGGAUUUUAUGGAAAUAGGCCGGUGGGAGGUUUGCAGAGACCUAGAGCUAAUUCCAGUGCCACAAGGACAAGUUCAGGAGAAAGCCUGGCACAAUCCACAGACAGUAGCAAGGCUUUUUCCUGUGAAAAAAUGGUAAGAUCACAAAGUUUUUCACAUUCCAUUCAGAAUUCUUUCCUUCCCACUGCAUCUUUAACCAGGUCACAUUCCUUUAACAAAGCUGUGGAUCUUACAAGGCCUUAUCAUAGUCAAAAUCUAGCUGCCAGGACAUCUCAGAGGUCGACUUUGUUGUCAAGAAAUGCACAUCAGUUGGAUGUACCGAAUGGAAAUGAGCCUAUGAAGUAUGGAUUUACCAGGCCCUACUCUGGUAUGUCAGCUCCUUGUUCAAAGAAGCCCCCACUGUCAAAUGGAUCUGGGUCAGGACCUUCUUUUGGAUACAGAUUAAGUCGGCCUUCUCUGCUGAAGCCUACCAGGCAGCGAUUUGCUGGAAAUAUUGUGGAUGGCAGCACAGGUACAACUCCUGACACAUGCAUCGUGGAGAACUCUGAAAUUUCAACAAAUAUAAAUAGAGCAAUUGAGAAAAACAGUAUUAUAGAGAGCAAUGCUCAAAGAACAGAAUCUGAUGAGGGCCUGCAUGAAAGUAUGGGAAAACAAGGAUCAAAAGUCAUGUGUAUGAGCGAUGAUGGAGAUGAAAUAUCUAUAUCUUCUUUGUCAUCCUCUGAAAAAAAUGAUUUGAGUGAAGACUUCAGUGAUGAUUUCAUAGACAUAGAAGACCCAAACAGAACUAUACAAAUACAGCAAAAGGAGAGCUGUCUUCAAGAAUUAAAACACGGGAGCAUAACAUCCAUCGAGCCAUUCACUUCUCUCAAGGGAAGUGGAGGAUCUUGCUGUAAUGCUGAUGACUGGCUUGAUAUAAACGUGUCUGCAGUGGAUGACAACAGUGAAAGCACAAAGCAUACCGGCGAGAAUGUGAUUUCUCCAGAGAUGAAUUACAGAGCUGGGUCCUCUUUUGAGCUUUCUCCAUCUGACAGCUCUGAUGGCACAUAUAUGUGGGAUGAAGAAGGGUUGGAACCUAUUGGAAGUGUCCAUCCAUGUGGAAGUUAUGAAUCUUCAGAAAUGAACAGCAUAGAUAUCUUGAAUAAUCUUGAUUCAUGUGAUCUUGAAGAUGAUGAUCUCAUGCUUGAUGUGGACCUGCCUGAGGACCCACCUCAUGACAAAGAGGAAUGUGAAAAUAUGAGCCGUUAUGAUAGACAAGACAGAAAUGCUCGGCAACAUCAGGAAGGGUUCUGGAAAAGAGCACCACAACAGCGAUGGAAUACACAGGAUCACUAUCAUCUUGGCCAUACCGAUCACUAUAUCCAUAGUAAAAAUGAUUUGAACAGGGGAUCAAACUACCUAGAAUCUCCUGUUGGUCACUUUGAAAGCUAUGGAGCACCAAAUUUUUACCAGGCUCCUAGACAGCUGGUGGGCUUACCGGAGAAUACUGUGAUGCUUGAUGAAAUGACACUUCGGCACAUGGUCCAAGACUGCACAGCUGUAAAAACUCAGUUAUUGAAACUGAAGAGAUUACUGCACCAGAACGAUGAAAACGUGUCACUCCAGGACAUCCCACUCUCAGUUCCAUCAAGUCCAGAACCACAAGAACCUGUGUCAACUUUUAAGAUGGACGAUCUGCUGAAUGAGAUCAGGCAGCUUAAAGAUGAACUGAAGAAAAAGGAUGAAACAAUCAACCAAUUAGAGCAUCAACUUGCCACUAGAUGUAACUGCCAGAAAGACAGUCAAAAACCUACAGGAGCAAAGUGCGUGUAUGCUGAUAAAUUUACACAAACCUCCUGGAGGAGGAGUUCUGGUGGGUAUUCUGCUCCCUCCUUCUCUCCCUGGCAGGGCUCAUUCCAGGGCAUCCCUCGGACUGUUCCACCGCACCGCAGACAGACCUCAAGUACUACAGCCUUCCAGCAGCCUUCCCAGUUCCACAGACCUCGCCCAGGGAAAAUUAAUAAAAAUGCCACAUAUCGAGGCCCACAGUGAAUAUCCUAAACAUGGUCUGCAUGAAAAUAGCAAUCAUCAGAAUCAAAAUGCUGCAAAUGCCUCUCUCACAAAUAGCCUGAAAGAUGUAAACACUUUAAUGAGCAUACAGUUAAACAUAAAAGAUGAGAAUAUAUCAUAUUUGGAAAAUUUGAAAAAUAAAAAUUCUGAAGACCCUGGCGAG